Molecule: messenger RNA, 7090 nt
Organism: Mus musculus (house mouse)
Lineage: Eukaryota; Metazoa; Chordata; Mammalia; Rodentia; Muridae
Gene: Tbc1d16
Product: TBC1 domain family, member 16
Exons: 13
Coding region: 414-2567 (717 amino acids)
Source: RefSeq, a predicted model, not a curated record
CCGCGCCUCGCUUUCGGCGGCGGUGGCAGUGGCGGCGGCGGUGGUGGCUCCUGGAGCCGGCGCGUGUCCAGCCCUCGCGGCGGGACCCGGGUCCUGAUAAGCCCUGCCUGGGCUCAAGCGUGCGGAGAAUGGAAACGCGCGCUCAGCCAUGUCUCUGGGCCGCCUCCUUCGUCGGGCCUCCUCCAAGGCCUCAGACCUCCUGACCCUAACCACGGGGGGCAGUGGCGGGUCCCUCUCCGUCCUGGAUGGAGAGGUCAUCUACUCCAAGAACAAUGUCUGCGUGCAUGCACCCGAGGGGCUGCAGGGCCCUGGGGAGCACCACCCAGAGCUGUGCAUGUAUCUGGGAUGCCACCUGCCCAGCCAGCCCUUGACCGCCUGCCCUGCGACUCCCCACAGGGUAUCUGUGCCUGUACAUGGAGAAAGAUGAGCUGCUGGGAGCUACCCUCAUCCUGGCAUGGGUUCCCAACUCUCGCAUCCAGAGACAGGACGAGGAGGCCCUACGCUAUAUCACUCCCGAGAGCUCUCCUGUGCGCAAGGCACCCCGUCCUCGGCGGCGGCGCACCACAAGCCUGGGGGCCCUCUACCAACCCUCUCCCACAGAGCCAAGGCCUCCCCUGAUUCCCAAAGACGAGGACAUCCUGGUGGUGGUCCAGAACACGCAGGAUACUGCGCACAUCAGCCCUACAGAUGAAGAUGGGGAAAAGCUGGCCCAGGGCCCAGAGGUGGAUGGGGCCCUGUCCACCUCACAGCCUGUGCAUAGUGACUCAGGGAUCCUGUCUACAGUCAGCUCCCAGGAUGGGACGGAGGAUGGCCGGGAGCCUCGGCCCGAGGCUGUGGAGGAAGAGGGCUCUUUGGAGUUGUCGGCCGAUGGCGUGAGCAGGGAUAGCUCCUUUGACUCGGACUCUGACGCCUUCUCUUCGCCCUUCUGCCUCUCCCCCAUCAGUGCGGCCCUUGCGGAGGGGAACAGCUCUGCAUUCCUGGAGAGCGAGGGCAGCAGACAGGCCAUCAACUGUUGGGUUGGAACGCCAAAGGAAGGAAUUAGCUCCCCCUCCAGCUCCGAUGCCAACCUGCGGUUCCCUGACAGCAAUGGCCUCCUGCAGACGCCUCGCUGGGAUGAGCCCCAGCGGGGAUGUGCUCUGGAGCAGAUCUGUGGUGUGUUCCGAGUGGACCUGGGCCACAUGCGCUCCCUGCGGCUCUUCUUCAGUGACGAGGCUUGCACGAGUGGCCAGCUGGUGGUGGCCAGCCGAGAGAGCCAAUACAAGAUUUUUCACUUUCACCACGGCGGCCUGGACAAGCUCUCCGAGGUGUUCCAGCAAUGGAAAUUCUGCACGGAGACACACCUCAGGGACCAGCAGGUCACGGAUGAGAGGACAUGUAUGCAGUUCUCCAUCCGAAGGCCCAAGCUGCCGUCCUCUGAAAUCCACCCUGAGGAGAGCCUGUACCGGAGGCUGGACGUGUCUGCCUGGCUCAACCACCUGAAUGACCUGGGCCAGGUGGAGGAGGAGUACAAGCUACGCCAGGCCAUUUUCUUUGGUGGCAUUGAUGUGUCGAUCCGUGGGGAGGUCUGGCCUUUUCUGCUGCACUAUUAUAGCCACGAGUCCACGUCGGAGGAACGCGAGGCACUUCGGUCGCAGAAGCGAAAGGAAUACGCAGCCAUCCAGCAAAAGAGGCUCUCCAUGACUCCAGAGGAGCAGAGAGCCUUCUGGCGUAAUGUGCAGUUCACUGUGGACAAAGACGUGGUUCGGACAGAUAGGAACAACCAGUUCUUCCGAGGGGAGGACAAUCCAAACGUGGAGAGCAUGAGGAGGAUCCUGUUGAACUAUGCUGUGUACAACCCAGCCAUCGGCUACUCACAGGGCAUGUCAGAUCUGGUGGCGCCUAUCCUGGCUGAAGUCUUGGAUGAAUCAGACACCUUCUGGUGCUUCGUGGGUUUGAUGCAGAACACCAUCUUUGUCAGCUCUCCCAGGGAUGAGGACAUGGAGAGACAGCUGCUGUACCUGCGGGAGCUGCUGCGGCUGACACACCAGCGCUUCUACCAACACCUGGUGUCCCUGGGUGAGGACGGCCUCCAGAUGCUCUUCUGCCACCGAUGGCUCCUGCUCUGCUUCAAGCGAGAGUUUCCUGAGGCCGAGGCCCUGCGUAUCUGGGAGGCCUGCUGGGCCCACUACCAGACGGACUACUUCCACCUGUUCAUCUGUGUGGCCAUCGUCGCCAUCUACGGGGAUGAUGUCAUCGAGCAGCAGCUGGCCACGGAUCAGAUGCUGCUGCACUUCGGAAACCUGGCCAUGCAUAUGAAUGGAGAGCUGGUGCUCAGGAAGGCCAGGAGCCUCCUGUACCAGUUCCGCCUUCUACCACGGAUACCCUGCAGCCUCCAUGACCUGUGUAAGCUGUGUGGGACAGGCAUGUGGGACAGUGGGUACAUGCCAGCUGUGGAGUGUGCUGGCCACCACCCAGGCUCAGAGAGCUGUCCCUAUGGGGGCACAGUGGAGUUGCCAUCACCCAAGCCUUCAAGAGAAGGCAAGAAAGGCCCAAAGGCACCGCGGGAGGCCUUUGGUUUCCGAAGAUAGAAAAGCCCCUGCCCUUGACCAUCGACGAGGGGACCGCCAUGAGGUCCUGGGCAAGGGGGUGGGGGAGGGGAUGGAUAUGGCGAGGACACAAGGAAAAGCCUCUGGCCAGGGUGAAGGGAACCUUGUCAUGAUGACAAAAUCGGGCUCUAGAACUGACAUUAGGUAUCAGCUGUCCCUGGAGUUCAGCUCCUGAAAGGCUAGCCCAGGGUGUCUGGCUAGCCACUGGAAUGCAGGCUGCUGGCUGGCUGGGGUGUUCCAGCAGAGACCAGGAGUCUCUCCGCAAGCUGUGGGCAAGGCAGGGUCUAGAAAGGGCCUCGUGCUCACACCCAUGCCAGGGGACAGAGAGGAGCAGGAUUGUUGUCUGAGUGAACCAAGCACACUUGCGAAGCUUCAUGGUCACAGCUGCAAGACUGGCAUGAAGACUCCUGUCCAAAAGAGAAAGAAAAGGAAGGGAGGGGGGAGGGAGGGAGGGAGGGGGAGAGGGUGGGGGAAGAAAAGCUUAUGAGGGCAGGUGUUCUGGCCUGGCCUUCUCACAGUGUCCAUAUGAGUGUUCUGUGUCCUGCAAUGUAUGGGAAGGACACGCCUACCCCGAGCCAAGUGUCAGAUGCACCCUCCACUGGGAUCCUCCCCUGAGGAUCUAAGGUGUGUGCAGAAACAGCAACCCACUGGGGCCUGAAUAGGUUGAUGGGUGUGGUGUGCGCAGCCACGAUGUCCUCUGAAUACUUGGUCCCGGAGAAGGGGGAGAAUAUAACUCCCCAGCCAAGACAAAGGCAUCUGGCCUGGCUUGGAAGCUGCCUCCGCCGCCAUGCUGGACCUAGGGAACUUCUGGGAUGCUCUCUUCCUUUUAAUAAGGAAAACGCCCACACUCCAUCCUCCAAAGCUGAGGAUUGUGGUUGGAUAAAAGUGUGUUCCAGAGCUUUCCUAGCCAGUGUCCCAAAAGCUGGUGCAAGCAAGGAGCCUGGAUUCCUCCACGGAGGGCUGAAUCCUCAUAGUGGGUGCAGGCGGCAGGGUCGGUGGAGAUGCCUCUGCCUUUUGGCUUUUCUCACUAAGAGUGGUGCUGCAGGACAGUGCCACGUUUAAAGGUGCUGACCAGAAUAAGAGGGGGCGGAGCCUCAGAAUGAGAAGGGUGGGCCCUCAGAAUGAGAGAGGGCGAGGCCUCAAAAUGAGAUGGGCGGGAUCACCGAUUGAAAGGGCGGGGCCUCGGAAUGAGAGGGGCGGGCCUUCAAAAUGAGAGGGGGCAAGGCCUCAGAAUGAGGAGAGGCUCAGCAUAAGAGAGGCGGGGCUUCAGAACGAGGGGCGGGGCCUCUAGGCCUCCUUUCUCAGCUUCCCUUGCUCCGUGAGCUCAUCCCCUAUCUGAAGGCCCUCCUGAGAAUGUGAGUCCUUCUAGGAAGAGACUUUGGAAGUGGAUGUGCUAAUCUUGGGGGGUACUGUCCUUUGUGAGCAACAGUGCAGUCCUGGGAGUGGCCUUUCAUCUGAAUUGCUUUCUAUACUGGCUUCUGACUCUUCCUGGAAGCUAGAGCCACAAACAGGUAUAUCCACACUGCCUAUCACCCCAGUAACAGAAAUGCAGGGCAGAGCCUCAGUGACCUAGAACUCUGUGCACCUGGCUGGCACAGACUGCAGUCCAGGUUGGGUGGUUCUGGUCUUGUGUAGUUUGCCUCAUCACUUCUGGGGUUGUCGCCAUCUCUGAAAUCCCCGUGGGUAGGUAUAUGGGUGAGACAGCACUGGCCUCUGGGUCUUAGGUCACCCCAUGACGGUAGAGGCAGAAAUGGGUGGUGUUUUUUUAGUAAGUGGAUACCCCCACUUGCUAACCAUGUCAAAGCAAGUUGAACGGCUGAAGCCAGCAUCCAGCCCUGGGAAGGUGAACCCUUGUCUUGGGGUCUUCUCUUGGUAGUCAUGUGACAGAAGCCUGGUAAUUCAGAGGGGGUCCCAUAAGCCUACCUCCCCAGGAUCACACUUCUGUCCUGCACCCCAGUAUCUACACUCCAAUGUUUUGAUUGGGGACAGCUGGAGCAGAUCCAAAGACUUACUGGCCAUGGAGAGUCUCAGCAUUUAUUCUAAGUCUCUAGCUCCCACAGUCCUCCCCCCUCCAGUGCUCCCCAAGACCUGACCCAACCUGUUCAGUGACAGCCUUGUGCCAGGUAUGUCCCCUCUAGUCCUAUGGACUACUGGACCUUGGUGUUACCUCAGGCCAGCUGGGGCCUCUGCAGCCAGACAUGGUGUGUGGGCUCUCGGAGCCCUGCUCUGCUCUGAGGACGAGAGAGGCCCCGCGCAGAGCAGCAACCUUAAUCUGGAUGCAAUUAGAGGAAACCAGCCAAAUGCCCUGUGGCAGCUGUUACCCCAGGAUUAUUCCCAGUCAGCAAAAGGCAUUAGAGUGAUAAUUCAGUCAUUAGACUUCUAGCUGUCUCACAGCCAGGACGUACAAAUCACGGGUAAUCAGCAAGUACACCGUCCCCUGGCCACGAGGCUUAUUUAACCCAUUUUUUUAAAAAAAUGAUGCUUAAUGCUAUUGGCCGGGCGCAUCUGUGUGCGCAUGCCCCACCGAUAAUGUCUGUGCUGACGACAUUGCUUAAUGUCACCAAGGCCUUGUCAUCUAGGGCUCUGGGAGAGAAGGACGCCUUUGAUGUGCGUGUGUGCUGUCACUGCUGAGACAUGAUGCCUACCUUGGAAAGGGCGCCCUCACUUCUGACUCACCCUCCAAGGAGAAGGGAGAGGGCAAGGGAGGGGGCAGCAGCAGAAUGUGUCCUCCUCUCUCUGGGUUAGAGGAUGUCUUCACUGGGCACAGGAAAGACAUUGCCUGCCUAGAAAGUUGCACCUGGAGUGCCAGCCAAGAGGCCUAGCUGUUUCUGCAGAGGAGGGCCGAAGUCCCCAGAGAGGCUCUGUUAGUAACCUUGAGCUGGGCGAUCUGUUGCAGAGCUAUGUGGUUGCUGAUCAAACCGACCCGGGUUAGGGAGGGGCACAUGCUACAUUCAGAAGGGGAUGACUGGGGGCCUGGCUUUGAGUGCAGGACACCAGCCCAAGAGAGGCUCUGGAGCUGGUGCCUUCGAUGGCCAGGGCAGGAUGGCAGUAAAUAAGUGGGAAGAGGAAUGCUUGCUGUCAGGGUCAGCUCCUGAAAGGCUCCUUUGACCUCUGGCCUGUAUUUGUGUUUUCCUUACUGCUUUGCUGGGGUUUUGCUGUGCUGGGGAGGGGGGAGUAGGGGGUGCAGUACGUGGAACUUGCUAGGCCAUAAGCGAUGCAGUCGUCUUUGACAACAUUAAUUUAGAUGGCGAUCAACCCCAGGGUUCCUGGAAUCCACCUGUGACCUCCCUCCGCUCUGUCAGUUCCCUUCUACUGCAGUCAGGCCAGGAGUGUCAGGCAUACCCGGGGCUGGCCAGACAGAGGGAAGGAACCUGGCAGAGAUCCCUGGAGGCCACCCUGCCUAGAACGGAGACGAUGAUGACAGGUUCCCCCAGAAAACUUAUGCAGGGCUAUGCUAUGGCCUGGGUUAUAGGGGAGCCAGGACUGCCACCCAGCUGGGCCACCAGAGACGACAUAGGGAAACUGGCUAGCCUGAGGCUGGACCUGGCAGAUCCCUGGAGUCUCUGAAGAGACAAGUGGCCUCUGGGUGUUAGUGUUGUGUUUCUACAGAAGCUGUGAUGUGUUUUGUCAUGGGCUAGCCUGGUCUAGCCGGAUUGUGACACCCCAAAUCUAAGAAGCCAGUUUCUCCCAGAGCUUCUGCAGCAGGGAGCAAGGGGUUCCCCCAGCCCACUUCCUUGCCUAUAAAAGGAGAACAAGGCCCUCCCACAGACUCCUUCAAAAGACUUCUCUGAGGCUGCCAUGAGGGUGGCUAACUAUGGCCCAGGGACUUCACCCGCCACUCAGGGACGAGCCCACUGGCCUUAGCCUUCCGCAGCAUUGACCGAGAGGGGUUGUCCACUCCCAGUCGAAUGCCCUCCCAGGUCUGAAGUCAGCAAACCAAUGCCUCUCCUGCACUUCUACCUUGCUGAGUGUCCUCCGCAGAGGGCAAAUCUCUCUGUAACGUUCACUCUGUGCCACCCACGCCUACCCUGAAGAAAAAUGAGCCACAAAGCCGCCUCAGCGGUCUCGGUCUGCGCCUAGCUAUGCACAUAGGUGUUUGCAGAGCUCUUCCAUGGACGGCCCUCGGAGGGGGAGACCCUUUCUGAGGACUCUGCACUUUCUGAGCAGCUGCGUGCAGAUGCCUGCUGCCACCAGGCCUUUAAAUACAUUGUGUUCAAUUCCAGGUGGGAAGAUAGCAUUUCAGGUUUGCAGAAAUCAAGUCACAUGACUGUCUUCCUUCCACACUUUGAGGAUAAGGAGGACAGCUUUUUUGUGUGUUUCGUUUUGUUUUUAAAGUAAGGAAAUACCCCCAUUGCUGAUGUCUAUAGCAAGUGAUUCGUUUCUCUGUUGCAUUUUGUUUUUUUAAGCAGUCCCCUUCCGGUCAAGGUCAGGACUGGUCACCAUGACCCCUGUGAAUAAUGAUUCUCAUGGAUUCCUCACAAAACAAAUAAAAUAGUAUCACCACA